Molecule: messenger RNA, 6015 nt
Organism: Mercenaria mercenaria
Lineage: Eukaryota; Metazoa; Mollusca; Bivalvia; Venerida; Veneridae
Product: 5-hydroxytryptamine receptor 2A-like
Exons: 3
Coding region: 2229-3713 (494 amino acids)
Biological process (GO): adenylate cyclase-activating adrenergic receptor signaling pathway
Cellular component (GO): membrane
Molecular function (GO): dopamine neurotransmitter receptor activity, coupled via Gi/Go; G protein-coupled receptor activity
Source: RefSeq, a predicted model, not a curated record
CUGCCAUCUUUACAUUUAAAUUUAAAUGAAAUCACAUAAUGUAUAAACUAAAAUAAGACAUGUUAUGCCCAAAAAUACAUUAGUAUACAAAAAAAUGAAAUUAAUUGUUUUAAUAUUUCAUUAAAUUGGCAUUACUUCAAGAUAAAUCUAGCUUCCAGGAAGGUUGGAUUAAAAGUUCUUGCUACAAAUGCUGACUAACUUUUGCAGAAAUUCCAGCAAAAGGACUGCAUGUAGUGGUAUUCUUGUAAUUUUAUAAAGAUUUUGAAUGUUGUCUUAUUUUCUUUCUCUUAAAAAGUAUUUCAUUGCAGAGAAUCUCUUCUAUUUUCUGCAGGAUGCUGGGGUCAGCUAGAGUCAGUGUGUAUGUCAACAUGAAGCUCUAGGGCUGGCAAUCAGCUAAUGCUAGUUCUGGGCUUUUACUGCUGUGAUUUCUGAGGUUACAAAGUCACAAAUAUGUGAGAGAAAGAGAACUUAUCAUUUUGAAACAAUUGCUGUACAUAUUCAUUAUAACAUGACUUUAGUGUAGAUUAAAAUGUAAUUGUUGAGCUUUAUGUCUUGUAUACCUAUAAACUUUUUAGUAGAGUGAUUCCCAUAAUCAAGGGGUGAAAUUUUACUUACAGUAUAGCUGGUCAAAAACAUAGUUAAAUAAUCAUAACAUUUUUCAUAUCAACUCUUGACCCACUCUUCUCACUUGCCCAAAAUCGAACAUGAUAAAGAACCAUAAUUAUACAUUGUGUCCAAAUUGGAAUCAGACUGCUUCAGAUAUGUGCAUGCUACUGAAUAAACAACAAACUGCUGAAAAUAUGUAGGGCUUACAUUAACCCUUAGCCUGCUGCAGGAAAAUUUAACAGCCUUUGCAAACAGCUUGGAACCAGAUCAGACGCCGAUUAAAUCGGCGUCUGAUCAGGUUCCAAGCUGUUUGCUACUCUGACAAUAUUUCUUCCAAUUUUGGAGCAAAUUGAAUGAACUUAACAAUUUUAGCAGACGACAUUUCCAGCAGACGACAAUUUACCUAGCAUGCUAAAGGUUAAAAUCUAGUGAUAAUUAAGAACUGUACCAACAAUACCAAAUGUACAAAUCACACAUCAAUGUCCUUGUAAGUUUUAUUGCCUUUUUAACUAGUUGCUGAUUUAAAGUGAUUUUCAUUUAAGCAGAAAGAUUUAAGAUGUGUCAAUCCUUUCAAACAAAAAUGAUUUUUGAUAAACACACAGUUACACAUAAAUUUAUCAAGUGAGUUGGGUUUUACAGCGAAUCAACACAAUAUGGUCAUAUAUUGCAAAGCAAUCAUUUUCCAGAAUGGCAAUAUUAUACAAACAGAUAUGGAACAAUAAUAAAUUUUCAUUGAAAAAGAUUCGUAUAGUAAGAAAAUCCUACAGAAAUAGAGACAGAUAUGUAAAGGUAUAUCUAUAAUUGAACAGGUAGUAUACUAUAGAAGUUUGUUAUACACUGAACACAUACCUGCUCAGUAACUAUCUGUUAAAUCUGUGAUAGCUCUCAUCUCCUCUACUUACAACAGUACGACUUCAUCAAAUUGGAUUUUAUAAAAUAUUGGAUAUUAACAACAUAAAAUGUUGACCAAAAAAAAAAAAAAUAAAAUAAAAUAUAAAGAGAUGGAAUUAAAAACAGGAGUAAAAUAAGUUUUUUUCCAUUUCUGUUCUAUUAUGACAAGACCGCGAUCAUUUUUGGCAUUGGAAAUUUACUGUUCUUGUUCUGAAAUAAUUUCCCCGAUUUCGUUAUUGGAUAACACUUAAUGGUUAGAGAGAGACGAAUAAUUCCUUUUUCAUCAGUAUUGUAUCUAUUCUAUGCACAAUCAUUUAUAUUUGGAGAGUAAUACAACAUUGUAAAGAUAUGAAUGAACACUCCUGACAUUCAACUGAAGCUGUGAUGAUCGCUAAAUUGGACUUCACCAAAGAAACCCUUUGACAAUCUAAUCAAAUAUCACAUCCUACACUCACAGGAAUUGAAUUAAUCGUAUGAAAAACCUGAAAAUAUUCAAUAAAACAUGCAAAAAUGGCAUCCAUUCAAGGCCGGAUCUUUCAGUGCGUUAUUAUUUACGCAAAAACAAAUGAUGUAACGGAAUAACAUCGACGUCAGCUGUUGCCAUAAGAAAGUGAAAAAACAGUAUUAUUUGCGUUAAUACAAACUAUUCCAGUGAUUGGAUUUACAAGUUUUAACGGUGUGUGUUGUAUACAUACGUUUGUGUUAAAGGAAAUGAAUGCUCGACAAGACCCAUGUGGAAUACCACGGAUAGUACCGUAUCCAACAAAAGUAACAUUUCUGGCACUGGCGUCUUGGACCAGCAGUAUCACUGGGAAGUUCUAGUGUUACUGCCGAUCAUGUUGUUUGGAAUAACAGGAAAUAUUCUCGUGUGUAUGGCAGUAUCUAUGGAGAAAAGAUUACAAAGUGUGACCAACUAUUUCCUCUUGUCACUGGCUAUCACUGACCUUUUGGUCUCCGUAAUAGUCAUGCCACUUAGUAUUGUUCAUCAAUUUUUUGGUUACUGGCCAUUUGACUAUAUCAUCUGCGACCUGUACGUGACAAGCGAUGUGCUAAUGUGUACGUCUUCAAUACUUCAUCUAUGCACAAUAUCGGUUGAGCGUUACCUUGCUAUAAGUUCACCUCUCUCUGUACGAAACAAGUCAAAAGGUGUUGUUCUUACAAAAAUUGUUCUAGUCUGGAUUCUGUCAUCGAUGAUCACCAGUCCGAUCACUUUUCUUGGAUUUAUAGAUCAAAAAAAUGUUUUAAACAGUCAUCAAUGUGCAUUAACAAAUGAAGAAUUUAUAAUAUAUGGAUCAAUCGGAGCAUUUUUCAUUCCUCUAUCAAUAAUGGUGACUACUUAUGGAUUAACUAUACGACUUCUGCGAAAGCAAGCCUCUAUGUGCGGCCAAGGCAAGGAUAAUGAAGGACAACCAAUGAUACGCCGUUCAACUAGUAGAAAACCAAUCAAAUUCAGACAGAGAGUAAAAUUUGAACCAAGACGGACCAAAAGUUGCCCGCAUAAAAAUUGUAAUUAUCCAGAACAUUGUCGAACGCGUAGUGUUAAAUCAGUGGGCAAUGGAGUUGAAAAGAGCCUUCCAGAAAUCCAGAUCACCCCACCUCCAUCGCCAAUGUACACUAAAAACCCUGAGCCAGAAUUUGACACAAUCAUAGAAGAAAAUCACAAUGGUGUAAACUGGAGAAAAAAUAGUCUUAGUCUUUCUACUACAACCUGUAGCACAAUCAGUAAUGAUUCUCCGAAACGUCUAAAAAGUUUAGUCUCAAAGCAUCAAAGUGCUCUCAAAGCUGCCAGUAUUCUUUUGCGAAAAGACAAGGAUGAUACGUCGGGGAAUCGAUCUCCUCGACAUGACCAAGAUGAUGUUAACACGGAACAGAGGGCAUCCAAAGUUCUUGGAGUUGUCUUCGCGAUAUUUGUGAUAUGCUGGGCACCAUUUUUUGUUGUAAACAUUAUGACAGUGUUAUGUAAGGAAUGCAACUUUCAACCAUUGUUAUUCACUGCCUUUGUGUGGUUAGGUUAUAUCUCCAGUACGUUAAACCCCAUUAUUUACACAAUGUUCAAUAAAACGUUCAAAAUGACAUUCAUCAAACUGUUAAAGUGCCAAUAUAAGACUAUACAGAAGUCACUGCGGGUACGAUGGCACAGUCGAAAUGGGUAUCAAUCCACUUUCCGGACUCAAUCUUACUAUAUGUCAGACAAUAAAGCUGAGUCACAGCUCUAAUCAAUGGGUACCAGUCUAAUUUUUGGACUCAAUCUUUCUAUAUGUCAGAUAGUAAAGCCGAGUCACAGCUCUAAUCAAGGGGUACCAAUCUAAUUUCCGGACUCAAUUUUACUAUAUGUCAGACAGUAAUGGCAAGUUACAAUUUCAAACAAUGGGUACCAGUCUGCUUUCCCAACUAAUUUUCAGAUGGUAAUGCCAAGUCACAGCUCUAAUAAAUAGGUACAAAUCCACUUUCAGGACUCAGUGACAGUCAAUAAAGCCAAGAUAGAGCUCUAAUCAAUGGGCACCUGUCAAUUUUCCGUACUCACUCUUUCUAAAUGGCAGACAGUAAAGCCGAGUCACAAAAUACAAUCAAUGAGUACUUAUCCACUUUCAGUACUUAUGGAUGGUAAUGCCAAGUCACAGCUCUAAUCAAUAGGUACAUUUUAAUCAACUUUCAGGACUCACUGACAGACAUUAAAACUGAAAUACAGCUCUAAUCAAUGGGUACCAAUUCGCUAUUACCUUGAGAUAAAUGUUAAAGCCAAGUCAAAUUCAUGAACAGUUCAUGAAUUUUUCCACAGGGUUCCAGGUUAAAUAAAAUAGAAAGUAACUGAACUCUUUUUAGCAAUUCAUAUUCAAACAUUCUAAAAUGUUUGAAAAGCCCUUUGAACAUAACACUUUUAUAUCUAUUAUUACUAUCAGAUCCUGUCAUGUUUACAUUUACAAAACACAUUGAAUAAAAUAUUUAAUAUUUUGCAAAACCAUCCUCUUCAACAUGUCUUACAUCUUGAUUAAAGUUAUGCACAUUUUAAAUUCAAUAAAGGUAAUGGAACAUGACUAUUUUUCACUUCAAAGACUAACAAUCAUGUUGAAUAUUAUCUCAGAUUUGAGCCUAAAAUUUUGAAGGAAAAAUGUGAUCAAAUUUACCUCCAUGAGCAAACGACCCUUACAUACAACAUGUUCUAUAGUGAGGUACACUAUCUGUACUGGAUCACAGACAGCUAAGGGCCAAUUCGUUUCACUUUUGCGGCGUACGCUGUUUGGCCGCGUCCAACCGGCUAGGCAUUCUUCCUGGCACUGCCCGGGUCUAUCCGGCAUACGCCGAUUUGCGCCGGUCUUGCGAGAUAGGCAAAGCGGCAAAUCAUAUAUUUUCGCGAUAUAAAAUCGGAUAAACAUUUGUGAAUUUGGGUUAGUACCAGUAGAUGUAGAAACAUACUGCAAGAACUAUUUGCUAACUUAUUUGGAACAUGCCACAAGUGUAAAUCAUAAUAAAUUUCCAAUUUAUUUUUUUUGUAUUUGCAACUCACGUGGCCGGCGAACACCGAAAUGUUCGUUUGUCAAUAAACCGGCGAGAUUUUUUUUUCUUGCCGCCCACGUGACCGGCGUGCCCCGGGUUGAGUGAAACGAAUUGGCCCUAAGUUGACAUGACCUUUUAAAUUCAUACUGAUACUGUCUUUUGUUUCGACUGGUUAUAAAGAUUAAACAUUUAUUUUCAUUAUUUUUUUUAUAAUAUCUAUUGGCAAUUACCAGGAGGGCCUAUGUAUCACCUCAUGUCAUUUUAUGUUUGAGACACAUAUUUACAUUGGAUAUAGAUAGAAUAUAUGACCCUGCCAUGGGAAAACCAACAUAGUGGCUUUGCGACCAGCAUGGAUUCAGACCAGCCUGCGCAUCCGCGCAGUCUGGUCAGGAUCCAUGCUGUUCACUUUCAAAGCCUAUUGCUAUUAGAGAAACUGUUAGCUUUCUGUUGGUUUUCCCAUGGCACGGCUCAUAUUAUAAUGGUUCUGGAAGAAACAACAAAAGAAACUAUGGCAAUUUACUAACCAGCGUUUUUUUCCUUAAAACAUUAGCAGCAUAGACAAUACAGUUUAAUUUUGUUGUUACUGGGUUUAACCUCACACCUAAACAAAUAUAGAUUGAAGAUUUUUUUACAACAAAUGACCGUGAUUGUAGUUUUACAUACAUAGUUAGUAAUCUUUAACCAAUUUAAGUAUAUUUGAAGAGAAUUUCCUAGAUUCAAAUAAAUAUCUAAUGAUAAAAUAUUUCCGUGAAAGCAUUAAUGUUGCAAUCUGCUUUUAAUUUUUCAUAUUUAUGAUUACUCCCCAUUGUUGCCAUGUUUCAAUAUAAGACAGAAGAAAUGUUUUAGAAUUCUGAUUCACUGUAAAUUAACUGACGGUGUAACAAUAGAUAAAUUAAGCUCUUGGCAUUUAACAUUUUGUGUUCAUAUGUAAGUGUUUUACAUGCCUUAAAAUAUUUAUACAUUAUUUUACCAUUUUGUACAUAUUGUAACUAUCAUGAAAAUGCAAUAAACUAUGAAUAAACA